ACUAAUUAAGUUGUGUGUGUCUGUGAAMUUGUGAAAAAACCAAUGGAAGAAGAAAUUGCCAUCUCGAAAUCUCCACUUUCUUGUUCUUCUUCUUAUUCUUGUUGCCCAUCAAAAAAUAAAAAUUACAGAACAAAAUUGUUAGCCCUCUGCUGCGCCGUUGUAAUCAUGUGGGUCCCACAGUGCCACGGCGAUGGGGCCGAGGAGAUCAUCAGAAUGAAGUACGAGUUGGUUGGGAAGGCGUGUGGGAAGGCCGGGGAUUAUUAUGCGGCGGCGUUGGAGGCGGCGCUUGCGGCGGUGGAAGAGGCCGUUGCGACUGGGAGUAGCCGGAAUGGGUUUUACGAGGCCGGAAAUGCGGCGGUCCGGGCGGCGGCGCGGUGCCACGGAGAUCUGUGGGGGUGCGACUGCGAGGAGUGCGUCGCCGGCGCCGUCGAGCUCGUCAGGGAGGAGUGCCGCCGCAAGCCCGCCGGAGAAGUUUAUUUGGAUGCCUGCUCUGUCACCUAUUCUACCUACUCCGAAGGUGACAAGAAUGGUUCGAGGCAUGGGAAGUUGAUAGCAAUUGUGUUGGGUGGUGCAGCAUCUCUUGGAUUAGGGUUUAUUAUCUUCAUUGGUUUCUUCAAGUCUUGUGGACAAAAAGAUGAUGAUUAUUAA
Momordica charantia (bitter melon) is the source of this 648-nucleotide messenger RNA. RefSeq names its product plasmodesmata-located protein 4-like. Gene Ontology annotation, biological process: transport of virus in multicellular host; plasmodesmata-mediated intercellular transport. The record is from RefSeq and is a predicted model, not a curated record. NCBI's taxonomy places the organism in Eukaryota, Viridiplantae, Streptophyta, Magnoliopsida, Cucurbitales, Cucurbitaceae. Gene Ontology annotation, cellular component: plasmodesma.